Messenger RNA from Solea solea (common sole), 405 nucleotides. RefSeq lists its product as uncharacterized. The transcript has 3 exons. Lineage: Eukaryota; Metazoa; Chordata; Actinopteri; Pleuronectiformes; Soleidae. The record is from RefSeq and is a predicted model, not a curated record. The annotation marks the transcript as partial.
AUGCAAUACACUUCCGUAGAUGCUAACGUCAUCGUGGAAGAAGAAGAAGAUGCGGAAUCUCCAGCUCCCUCUGAAUCAUCUACUCCCUCUGAAUCAUCAGCUCCCUCAGAAUCAUCUACUCCCUCAGAAUCUCUAUCUCCCUCAGAAUCUCCAGCUCCCUCAGAAUCUCUAUCGCCCUCAGAAUCACUAUCUCCCUCAGAAUCUCCAGCUCCCUCAGAAUCAUCAGCUCCCUCAGAAUCUCCAGCUCCCUCAGAAUCAUCAGCUCCCUCAGAAUCAUCUACUCCCUCAGAAUUAUCUACUCCCUCAGAAUCAUCGACUCCCGCAGAAUCAUCAUCAGAAUCAUCAGCUCCCUCAGAAUCAUCUACUCCUUCAGAAUCAUCUACUCCCUCAGAAUCAUCAGUUCCC